This is a messenger RNA of Cyprinus carpio (common carp), 4610 nucleotides long. Its product is annotated as WD repeat-containing protein 7-like. Gene Ontology annotation, cellular component: cytoplasm. The record is from RefSeq and is a predicted model, not a curated record. Lineage: Eukaryota; Metazoa; Chordata; Actinopteri; Cypriniformes; Cyprinidae. Gene Ontology annotation, molecular function: protein binding. The transcript is spliced from 29 exons.
GCAGCAGAGGCCUUGGCGGUGGCGUCACCGCGUGACGCAGCGACGCACGAGCGUGCUCCCGUCAGCUGAUCAGUGAGCCGCUGCGGAAGUAACGCGAAUCGGUGCGAUAUUUUCACGAAAUCAACGGCAGGACGAGCAUGAGACGAUAAAGAGCGGCUCCGUGUCACAGAGAACAUGUCAGGAAACAGUCUGGUAUUACCCAUAGUCCUGUGGGGCCGCAGUGCGCCCACUCACUGCAUCUCCAGUCUGCUGGUGCUGGACGAUCUGACCGCCGUCAUCACCGGCUGCCAUGAUGGACAGAUCUGCAUCUGGGACAUGACCCCAGAGCUGGAGAUCAAUCCGCGCGCUCUGCUGUUCGGACACACGGCGUCCGUCACCUGUCUGUCCAGGGCCACCGCAGGAAGUGACAAACAGUACCUCGUCAGCGCCUCUGAAAGCGGGGAAAUGUGUUUAUGGGACGUCAGUGAUGGACGCUGUAUUGAGUUCACCAAACUGACCUGUGCACACACCAGUAUACAGUUUCAUCAGUUCACCAUCGGCACGCAGAGGGAGGGCCGUCUCCUGUGUCACGGACGUUACCCAGAAAUCCUUGUGGUGGACGCCACCAGUCUGGAGGUGCUUUACUCGCUUGUGUCCAAGAUUUCCCCGAACUGGAUCAGCUCCAUGAGCAUCAUCCGCUCACACCGCACGCAAGAGGACACCGUGGUGGCUGUGUCUGUCACUGGGAUUCUCAAGGUGUGGAUCAUCAGCGCUGAUGUCAGCAGGAUGCAGGAUCUGGACCCCGUGUUUGAGAAAGAGUCGAAGCCCAUCUACUGUCAGGGCUGCCAGAGCAUCUCCUGUACGUUCACUCAGCUCUCGCUGCUGGUGGUGUGUUCGAAGUACUGGAGGGUGUUGGAUGCGGGUGAUUUCUCCCUGCUGUGUUCGGUCCCGAGUGAGAACAAUCAGUCCUGGGCCGGAGGAGAGUUCAUCGCUGCUGAUAAAGUCAUAAUCUGGACUGAAGACGGUUGCAGCUACAUUUACAAGCUACCGGUCAGCUGUCUCCCAGCGAGCGAACACUUCCGGAGCAACGUCGGGAAGAAGGCGGAAGGUUCGAUCCCUCUUUUGGUCUACAGCAUAGAGGACCGCGCUGACAAACAGCUCCUGAUUUGUCCGCCCGUGACACGCUUCUUCCUCGGACGGAGAGAGCUGCUGAUCCAGGGUGACUCUGCGGGGCGACUGACGGUGUGGAGCGUCCCAGAGACCUCGCCCUCACAGCCGCUGUCCUCCGCCGCAGAGCUUGUGUGUUCUUUUUUAUUUUGUUUGCAGGAUUUCUUCUGUAAGUUAAAGCCGUCUCCGGCGGGCAUCAUCGACCAGCUGAGCGUCCAGCCCGGCUCUAACGAGCCCGUUAAGGUGACGGCGAGCGUCUACAUCCCGUCUCAGGGCCGACUGGUGUGUGGAAGAGAGGACGGCAGCAUCGUGCUCGUUCCCGCUACGCAGACGGCCAUCGCUCAGCUGCUGCAGGGAGAACACAUGCUGCACAGAGGUUGGCCUCCUCACCGCACUCUCAGAGGUCACAGGCACAAGGUCACGUGUCUGCUGUAUCCACACCAGGUCUCUCCGCGCUACGAUCAGCGCUCGCUCGUGUCCGGAGCCGACGACUUCUCCGUCAUCGUCUGGGACGUCUUCACCGGCGAGAUGAAGCACAUCUUCUGCGUUCACGGAGGAGAAGUCACACAGCUGAUCGUACCUCCGGAGAACUGCAGCACGCGCGUGCAGCACUGCGUGUGUUCGGUGGCCAGCGAUCACUCCAUCGCUCUGCUGAGUCUGAGGGAGAGCAAGUGCAUCAUGCUGGCGUCCAGACACCUCUUCCCCAUCCAGGUCAUCAAGUGGAGGCCGUGUGAUGAUUAUCUGGUGGUGGGCUGCUCUGACGGGUCCGUGUACGUCUGGCAGAUGGACACAGGAGUGCUGGACCGCUGUGUGAUGGGUAUAACGGCGGUGGAGAUUCUGAACGCGUGCGACGAGGUCGUUCCCGCGGCUCUGGACUCACUCAAUCACCCCGCGGUGAACCUGAAGCAGGCCAUGACCCGCCGCAGUCUGGCUGCGCUCAAGAACAUGGCCCAGCACAAGCUCCAGACGCUCGCCACCAACCUGCUCGCGGCCGACAACACCGACAAGGUGAGACACCUUCCCACAUACUCCCAUAACUCUCUGGUGGUGCAGGCCUUGAAGAGCAACGUGACGGAUCCAGACAUGCAUGUGCUGUUCUUCGACGUGGAGGCCGUGAUCAUCCAGUUGCUGACGGAGGAGGCGCAGCGGCCCAAUCCCAGCCUCGUCUCCCCGGAAACACUGCAGAAAGCUCCAGGUGGGGCCGAUAAGAGCGGGUCCUUCCUGGCCAAUAAGAUCUUCAAACAGGUGAAGGAGACCAUUAAAGAAAAUAUCAAGGAGCACCUGCUGGAUGAAGAUGAUGAUGAUGAAGAGGAGCAGCGGCGGCGCAAGUCUCUGAGUCUGCUGGAGUAUAACCAGACCAUGGACACGGCCAAGCUCUUCAUGUCCUGCCUGCACGCCUGGGGUCUGGACGCAGAGCUGGACGAGGUGUGUUUGUCCCGUCUGGGCAUGCUCCGCCCACACACACCCGUCUCCUUCGGCCUGAUCUCCCGCGGAGGACACAUGUCCCUCAUGCUGCCCUCCUUCAAACACUCUCUGCUCCGGCCGCUGGUCCAGGGCUCCGCCGAGGGCCGCAAGCUCUCCGUCUCCGAGAUCGUGGGCAAGGGCAUGUACGGCGUCUCCAGAGCCGUGACCACGCAGCACCUGCUGUCCGUCAUCUCUCUGGCUAACACGCUGAUGUCAUGACCAACGCCCUCCUUCAUCGGGGAGCACAUGAAGAAAGCCCCAGCCGGGCCCCCAAGACCAGGGACCCCCGAGACCCCAAGAAAAACCACCCCGCAGGUCUCCAGCCCGGCUCAGCAAACACAGAUCAAACAAGGUUGGAGUCAGCUGGCAGCUAUGCAUUGUGUCAUGCUUCCUGAUCUUCUGGGUUUGGAGAAGUUCAGGCCUCCUCUGCUGGAGAUGUUGGCACGCAGAUGGCAGGAUCGCUGCCUGGAGGUUCGAGAGGCGGCCCAGGCGCUGCUGUUGGCUGAACUGCGGCGGAUCGGUCAGUCAGGCAGGAAGGACACCAUUGACCUGUGGGCGGUGUGUGUGACUGAGUAUGUUGAUGAGGACAUGGCCCCUGGGAACGGAACCGCCCCUGAAACCAGCCAGCUGGCCCCGCCCCCUGCAGAAGCCCCGCCCACCGAGACCAAAGCUCCAGAGGAGGAGCUGGAUGUGACGGACGAUGACAUCACUGCAGGCUGUCUGUCAAACCUGCCGUCCAACGCUAAGAAGAUCUGUAGCUCGUAUGAGGAGCGGAGGAAGCAGGCCACAGCCAUCGUUCUGCUGGGUGUGAUCGGAGCUGAGUUUGGAGCGGAGAUCGAGCCUCCCAAACUACUGUCCCACGCUCGGACCAGCACUCAGGCGCCCGGCGGCUUCCGUCUGACCUCCGGCGGAUCCAACUACUCACUCACUCGUCACACCUGUAAAGCCCUGACAUUCCUCCUCCUCCAGCCGCCCAGUCCCAAGCUGCCGGCCCACAGCACCAUCCGGCGCACAGCCAUCGAUCUGAUUGGCCGAGGCUUCACGGUGUGGGAGCCGUAUAUGGACGUGUCUGCGGUUCUCGUGGGUCUGCUGGAGCUCUGCGCCGACGCCGAGAAGCAUCUGUCCAACAUCUCAAUGGGUCUUCCUCUGAGCCCCGGUGCUGAUUCAGCCCGAUCCGCCCGUCACGCUCUCUCCCUGAUCGCCACCGCCAGACCCCCCGCCUUCAUCACCACCAUCGCACGAGAGGUCCACAGACACACAGCGAUGCAGUCCCAGGGCUCUCUGUCUCAGCAGAACGUUCACACCACGACUCUCACUCGCUCCAAAACUGAAAUCCUGCGCGUCGUGGAGAUUCUGAUUGAGAAGAUGCCGUCUGAUGUGGUGGACCUGCUGGUGGAGGUGAUGGACAUCAUCAUGUACUGCACUGAAGGCUCUCUGGUGAAGAAGAAAGGCCUGUCCGAGUGUUUCCCGGCCGUCUGCAGGUUUUAUAUGGUGGCGUGCUGUGACCGCAGCGAUCGCAUCGCUGUCGGCGCUCGUCAGGGUUCAGUGGCUCUGUAUGACGUCCGCUCUGGGAGAUGCCAGCAUAUACACGGACAUAAAGGACCCAUAACAGCGGUUUCCUUCUCACCGGACGGACGUUACCUGGCCACCUACUCCAACGCUGACAGCCACAUCUCCUUCUGGCAGAUGAGCACGUCUCUGUUAGGCAGCAUUGGGAUGUUGAAUUCUGCUCCUCAGCUGCGCUGCAUCAAAACCUAUCAGGUUCCUCCAGUCCAGCCGGCGUCGCCCGGAUCUCAGAACGCCCUCAGACUGGCCCGGCUCUUCUGGACCUCCAGCCGCAACGUCAUCCUCAUGGCCCACGACGGCAAGGAGCACCGCUUCAUGGUCUGAGGGGUCAGGGGUCGCCGUGACCUUUGACCUCUCGGCUCCCCAGCUGAGCUGUUAACUAGUUCCCAGCGGGCAGCUGUACCACGUUUACACUCAUCGGUGUUUGUUUCAUU